This is a messenger RNA of Trifolium pratense (red clover), 1579 nucleotides long. Its product is annotated as mitochondrial phosphate carrier protein 3, mitochondrial-like. NCBI's taxonomy places the organism in Eukaryota, Viridiplantae, Streptophyta, Magnoliopsida, Fabales, Fabaceae. Gene Ontology annotation, biological process: mitochondrial phosphate ion transmembrane transport. Gene Ontology annotation, molecular function: phosphate transmembrane transporter activity. The transcript is spliced from 6 exons. Gene Ontology annotation, cellular component: mitochondrial inner membrane. Bases 184 to 1302 code for a protein of 372 amino acids. The record is from RefSeq and is a predicted model, not a curated record.
AUAUUUUCUCAUUUUCUAACCACAAAUCUUCCCAUUUUUAUCGCUCAUAAAUCUAUCUCUUCCACUCAAACUAAUAUUUCCCAUUUUCCACCUUUUCUUAAUUACUUAGCUAUAGAGACAUAAACAUAAAAACACAACAACUAUUUUGUUUUGUUUUGUUUUGUUUUUUUAAUCUCAAUCUCAAUGGCUUUCUUUGACCAAUCACCACGCCACUCUCUUGUUCCUGGAUUUCUUUACUCAUCAAAUGCACUCUCCCAUUUGGAUUCUUCAUCAAUCAACAACACCAUUAAUAAUCAUGCAGGGUUACCACCAUCAUCACAUUCAUCAUCAUCAUCAUUACCAUCACGAUCACAUGAAUGGACUAGGAAAAAUAUUCCUAUGAUCCCUUCACCAAAUGAGAGUAUUCCAAUGUUUUCUCCCGCGUACUAUGCUGCGUGCAGUGCUGGCGGUGUCUUCAGCUGUGGUCUUACUCACAUGGCUGUCACUCCUCUUGAUCUCGUCAAGUGCAACAUGCAGAUUGACCCUAAAAAGUAUAAGAGCAUCACUUCAGGAUUUGGAGUUUUACUGAAGGAGCAGGGUGCUAAAGGUUUCUUCAAAGGGUGGGUGCCAACUUUGCUUGGUUACAGUGCUCAAGGAGCAUGCAAGUUUGGAUUCUAUGAAUUCUUCAAAAAGUAUUACUCAGAUCUUGCAGGACCAGAGAAUGCAGUCAAGUACAAAACUUUCAUAUAUCUAGCUGGUUCUGCUUCAGCUGAAGUUAUUGCUGAUGUUGCACUUUGUCCUAUGGAGGCGGUAAAAGUUCGUGUUCAAACUCAGCCCGGCUAUGCUCGUGGUUUGUCUGAUGGGUUACCUAAGUUUAUCAAGGCUGAUGGUGUUUCCGGGUUGUAUAAAGGACUUGUUCCUCUUUGGGGCCGUCAGAUACCAUACACAAUGAUGAAAUUUGCUUCAUUUGAGACUAUUGUGGAGAUGAUCUACAAAAAUGUCAUUCCAACCCCCAAAGCACAAUGCAGCAAAAGUAAGCAACUUGGAGUCAGUUUUGCAGCAGGAUAUAUUGCAGGUGUACUGUGCGCAAUUGUCUCACACCCUGCCGAUAACCUUGUUUCUUUUCUCAACAAUGCUAAGGGAGCCACUGUUGGUGAUGCAGUGAAGAAGAUCGGAGUAGUUGGUCUUUUCACUCGCGGCCUUCCUCUUCGUAUAGUUAUGAUUGGAACACUAACUGGAGCUCAGUGGGGUCUCUAUGAUUCAUUUAAAGUAUUUGUAGGACUGCCAACUUCUGGUGGAGCUGCUCCUGCACCUGUGAAAUAGAAACAAUUCAAACAACAGAUGCUUGGUUAUCCAGAAGAGAGAUUAUUUUGUCAGACAAAUAAUGUUAGAUUUCUAAUGCUUAUCAGCUAAAGCAUAUUUUUGCCAAAGAACCACCAUAUAGUAUAUUAUUAAGAUGAAUGUUCAGAUUUUAUCCUUCAUUUAACUUUUUUCAAUCGGUACUUGAUUUUGAUCACUCAGUUGUCAGUUUAACAAUAGUUUGAAUUUUUCUAAUUUAAUCAUAUAUAUGAUUUGUUAGUCAUGUCAAGACUAUGACAUU